Molecule: messenger RNA, 189 nt
Organism: Caenorhabditis elegans
Lineage: Eukaryota; Metazoa; Nematoda; Chromadorea; Rhabditida; Rhabditidae
Gene: F56D6.20
Exons: 1
Coding region: 1-189 (62 amino acids)
Source: RefSeq, marked reviewed
AUGCCAGAAACUGUGGUUACCUCUCAUAGCUCAAGUGUCCAUUCCCAUUCUGAAGAAAGUUCAAGUUCGUUCAAUUGGGAUAUCAACGAGUUUUGGUGGGUUUAUCUGAUUGGACUCGUAGUGUUCCUCGUUGUGCUCGCAAUCGUCCUCGGAAUCGUCUUUUACUGUUUGCGCAAAAAAAAUUCUUGA